Molecule: messenger RNA, 1831 nt
Organism: Cinara cedri
Lineage: Eukaryota; Metazoa; Arthropoda; Insecta; Hemiptera; Aphididae
Source: the annotation of a GenBank genome assembly
AUGUAUGAAAAUAUUACAAAUCCACCACAUAAUAUUGUAAUUAAUGUGAGUAUAUGGACACAAAUUCAAAAUGACAAUUCAGCCUUGAAACAAAUGGUAGCGGAAUUACAAUCAAGCAUUAAAAAAUUAGAUCUUCAGAUUUCUGAAAUGAUGAUUUCUGAUGAAAUGACCACAGGGAGCUCAAAAGACAAUUUGAGCCCUUCUAAAAAACCAAUAAAAGUGCUAAAAGAAAUUGCGAGAACUUCUAUAAAAAUUCACAAACCACCUCUAAUAACAGUAUGCGGUGUAAAUGAUUUUAAAAAAAACUAAUGGAUAAUCUGAAACUCGAAAAAGCUGAGGGACAUGAGUAACAAUUAAAAACUUUGACUAAUGGUGAAAUUAAGAUACUAAUGGGUGAUGAACACCAGUUUCGCUUAACUAUAAAAGUAUUACAAAAACAAAAAUUUGAGCACCACAGAUACCAACUCUUUUUCCCUGAAACCGACUUUUGUGACAUUAAAAAUUAGCUAUCCAAAUUAGGAUAUAUUUUACAUAAUGCUACGAACAUCUAGAUUAAAAAAAGUCGACCCUAACAACAAGGGCAGUGAUUUUAUUAUUGUGAGGUUUCCACUAUUCUUCGUUGAUCUGGAGCCAUAAGCAAAUAAUAAAGAUAUCUAUGAUCUUAAAAAUUUGUGUUAUCACAAAACUAAAGUGGAACUACCAAGAAAAUGCAAAAUUGUCAAACUUUUGGUCACACUCAAAAUUACUUUUUUAAAGCACCAAAGUGUGUGAAAUGUAGCGACACACUUCGCUGAAUUGCACCAAGUCUAAGAAGUCCAAGGCUAAAUGCGCAAAUUAUGGAGAAGGUCACACUUCAGAUUGGAAAGGAUACUCUGUUUAAAAAAAGCAGUAGAGAAAACUCAUCUAAAAAAAAAUAUCAGCAGUAGUAAGAAUAAAAUAAAACCUGCGAAACCAGUAACUCAAAAUGUUUCUUUUGCACAGAUGGCAAGAUCUUCGAAUGAUAAACACAAGGGUCCACAAACUCAAACUCAUACAUAAUAGGAAAAAAUGUGUCCAUCGCUUUUUGACAUGAUGGCUGAAUUAACAAAAAUAAACCCGAGAUUCGACAAGCUCAAAAAUAACCAAUCAAAAAACAAAGUACAACAAAAUAGAAAAUGAAUAGAACACUUUAAAUUGUAACAUGAAACGCGAACGAGCUUCUACAGUGAAAACAAGAACUUGAACAUCUUAUGCAAAAUUAAAAAAUAGACAUACCUCUAAUUUCAGAAACACAUAUUACAACAUGGACUAGUCUAAAGAUACGUGGAUAUCAAAUAUAUACAACAGAACAUCCAAGCAACCGCACUCAUGGAGGGAUUGCAGUAAUAAUAAAAGAAUCAAUCAUGAACUUGGAAAACAUUCUCAAAAAUAUUUACAAGCAACAAAUAUCCGUGUAAAUGACGGUGAUAACGGCUCUACUAUAUCUGCUAUAUAUUGUCCACCACGAUAUAAAGUAGACAAACAUACUUUCUGGGGAUCGAGAUUGAUCACUACUAAAGGACGUGAUUUGUUUACAUCUGUAAAUAAAAUUAAAGCACCAUUCAUCACAACUAUAAAAUCAACCUACUGGCCAACUGGCCCAGAUAAACUACCUGAUCUUAUUAACUUUUAUGUAAUGAAAGGAAUUUCAUCAAAUUAUGAAGAAGUUGAAGGUCUAAUUGAGCUAACAUCGGAUCAUAUUCCCGUGCUUCUCUCAUUAAGUUCCAAUGUAAUAGUGAAACAAAAGAAAAUUUCCAUAGCAAACAAAAAACGAAUUGGAACUUAUUUAAAAGUUCUUUCAAUGAAAACAUAA